AAUGCCUCAAAAGUUAGGCUAUUUUAUAACGUAUAUUUAUGGCCGUUAAGUUGUGAUUGCUCUCUUAUUGUUUAUCAACACUUGUUCAUCAUUGUAAACAUUAAUGGUUCGCAUUUGUAGUAAUAUCAUACUAUAUAAGUUAUUGUAUCGCAUUUUGUGUGAAUCCCAAUAGAUUAAACAGGUUGACUGUUGCUUAAAAUGUUGGUGCACUCAUCGGCGCAGUGCUGUUUCGCGAGAUGCGCCGGGACUGCUGCUGCGAAGACCGGCAGCAAGUGUUUCAGCACGUGCUGCAGUUCGCGGAGGAAGGUCCCCUCGGACUUGAAAGGCCGCAGCGGUAGCUCGCAGUUGUGGCUCGCCAGGCAGCUGACUGACCCGUACGUCGAGAAGGCCAAGAUGCUGAACUAUAGGUGUCGCAGUGCGUUCAAGCUGCUGGAGAUAGACGACAGGUUCCACCUGCUGGCGCCCGGCCGGUGUGUCGUGGACUGUGGGGCGGCCCCCGGCAGCUGGACGCAAGUGCUCGUGCAGCGGACAAACGCGUGUGGCAGAGACACACGGCAAGCAGUCGGUAGUGUUGUAGCGGUUGACAGACAACCCAUCCACCCCAUCGAGGGUGCAACGAUCAUCGGCAACAUGGACUUCACGGUGCCGGAGACUCGAGAGAGAGUCCGGGAGGCGCUGAACGGACGUGGGGCGGAUGGCGUUGUGAGCGACAUGGCCCCCAACGCGUCGGGCGUGCGGGAAAUGGACCACGAGAACAUCACGCACCUGGCAUACACUGCGCUGCGCUUCGCAGCGCAGGCGUCCGGCUCAGGGGCGUUCUUCCUGGUGAAGAUGUGGGACGGCUGCAACACCCGGAGCCUUGCGCGCGACCUAGCCGCAUUUUACGCGCGGGUGCGGACGGUCAAGCCGGGCGCCAGUCGGUCCGACUCUGCCGAAACCUUCCUGCUGGCGCAAGACUUCAAAGGCUUGAAGAAUUGAACUUUCUCGUGACACAUUACAUCAUGUGGUGCUUCUGCGGAACUGAAACGUUUUUUCUUAAGUUUUCUCAAUAUUAACUAGGAAAACUUUUGCACACAUCUCAAAGUGUAUUGUCUCGUAUCUUUUCACACUAAGGUUGAUAGUGGUGCUAAAAAAAAUUACAGUAAUUUUGAAAAUAAAAUUUUUCAUCUUUUUUUUUAACCUUUCUUCAUAAGCCUUUAUGCAGUUACUUUUUCAUGUACCCUACAAGUUAAAAACUCAGUUCGAAAUAAUAUUACCAAACUUAAGGAAAAUAUUGAAAGCAUCAAAAUUAUGAAAAAAGAAGCCCAAUAACCAUGGUUAGUGUAUAAUUUUUUUUAAUGUGGCAGCUUGGCAUGUUAGCUCAACCAAACUUUCUACUUGGUCAAAUUAGUCUCAUAUUGUAAACAGUGGGGAAGGAGCAUUAAUGUCUUCUCAAGGCAACUUGGAGAUUCCUAGGGGAAAGAGAUGAUCCCCCGUAACGGUCCUGCUGACUCGGAGAUCCUGUCAUGCUCUCGGCUGGGGUUUUUACUUCUGAAUACGUUUUAGCAAAAUUAUGACAUUUAUCACAUUUCUUUUUUUACAGUGUUAAAUGAUUAAAACUUAAACCUGUGAAGAUAUUUUUGUAAUUAUUUCUUCAUGUUUUUGAAGUAUUGACAGGUUUCAGGCAUUGUUUCAUUGCCGCUGAAAUAUUUCUUUGCAAGCUUUGUACUCACUAAUGGUGCAUCCUAGCAAUGAAUAUGUAAUAAAUAAACAUAUACAUAUUCAAUGGUCUUAGGUGGUUGCAAUAAUACUAGCUUAUACUUACUCGUACAUCUCAAUAGAACUGUUUAAUAUGUGUAUACACUUAAGGUUAAAUUAGGAAUCACAUUACAUUUCAAAAUUGAAAUAAAAACUGCACUAUGUACUAUUAUAAUGGUUUUAUUAAAAACAGAAAACAAUACAAACAAUUGCAAAAUGGCCUCCA
Molecule: messenger RNA, 1963 nt
Organism: Bacillus rossius redtenbacheri
Lineage: Eukaryota; Metazoa; Arthropoda; Insecta; Phasmatodea; Bacillidae
Gene: Mrm2
Product: rRNA methyltransferase 2, mitochondrial
Exons: 4
Coding region: 199-978 (259 amino acids)
Biological process (GO): RNA methylation
Cellular component (GO): mitochondrion
Molecular function (GO): rRNA (uridine-2'-O-ribose)-methyltransferase activity
Source: RefSeq, a predicted model, not a curated record